Molecule: messenger RNA, 894 nt
Organism: Tribolium castaneum (red flour beetle)
Lineage: Eukaryota; Metazoa; Arthropoda; Insecta; Coleoptera; Tenebrionidae
Gene: CREG
Product: Cellular Repressor of E1A-stimulated Genes
Exons: 5
Coding region: 146-796 (216 amino acids)
Source: RefSeq, a predicted model, not a curated record
GACCGAUUAUUACAAAAGUAAAUUUAAAAAGCACGUCAUUGUAUUGAAUGCGUGCGUUUUAACAAAGAAACAGUGCAAAUUUUUCGAGAAACUUGAUUACGCUUAAUUGGUAAAUUGCUGUUGAUAACUGCCAAUUUCCAAGACAAUGGUCUCGAGAGAAGUCGCUUUAUUGCUGGUGUUUGCCCAAUUGGGACUUUGCCGUAUUUUGAUUAUUGCACCGUCGCCCCCUCAGCCAAACGAAGUCGCGAAAAUGGCUCGCUACAUUAUGCGUAAUUCAGACUGGGUUUCUAUCGCCACUACAUCAACCCAAAAAGCCAUACAGGGCUACCCUUUCGUGUCCCUAAAAUCGGUCAGUGAUGGCCCUUUGACCAAUAGUACGGGAAUCCCCUAUUUGUACAUGACAGACCUUGAUGUUUCAGGGCAAGAUAUUAACAAAGACAACAGGUGCACAAUUAUGGCAUCUCUCGCUGAAUCAGAUUAUUGCAAGCAGAAAGAUUUUGACCCACAAGACCCACGAUGUGCCAAACUUAUUAUCACAGGAAAAAUGCUUAAGAUAGAUAAGUCAAGUCCGGAGUAUCAGUUCGGACAAGACGCGCUUUUCUCCAAGCAUCCUUCAAUGAAAUGGUGGCCGAAAGACCAUGAUUUUUACGUUUCCAAAGUCGAUAUUGAACAAAUCGCAGUGCUUGAUUUCUUUGGUGGGAUUAAGUAUGUUUCAAAGGAAGAUUAUUUUAGCGCAAACGAAACAAUCAGCGACAUUCCCUUCGCUAAGGUGGAAUUUGUUGAAAUGACGGCGUAAAAAUACAAUACACAGCCGAAUUUUAUUUAAAUAUUCAUACAAUUUUUCUCUUACAUCACAAUAAAAAUUACAAUAGUAUUAAAAAUUUUAAACGAAAA